AUGUCUGAUCAGAGUGAUAGCCAGAACAAGUUUGAGGAGCAAGUGAAUCUGAGUGAUGGCACUACUCCCUCUGGCAGUUAUGAUGAAGGCAACAGAAGUACUCCUAGCAACCUGCCUAAGGCUGCUACUAGGCAUGGGAGGAAGAGAAAUUAUGAUUCUGAAGAUGAAGACUAUGUGGCUGCCGAGGAGGAGGUCAACUCCAAGAAGAAGGUUGUCAAGAAGGAAUUUGGCACAGUUGCCUCUAGAAAGCCAGGUCUGAACAAGAAGGCUCCUGCAAAGAGAGUGCCCAUGUCUAAGGCUAGAGCCUCAACUCUUGAAACUUCCAAGUCAACUGUUGGAGAGGCUGCUAGUGAGGGCAAGAAGAAGAAGGAAAGAAAGAGAGGGAGAUGGUGCAAGAAAGUUGAUCCCUUGGCAGAAUUUGAGAAGCACUCCUCUUAUGAGGAAGAAGAGGAAGCUGAGGAUGCUGCAUCAGCACCUAAAGCUCAAAAGCUGAUGGGGGAUGCCAUCAAGUCUGGGGAUGCUUCAUCUAAGCCCAAUACUGCCCCCAAAGCUUCUGCUGCAGCCCCCAAGACUGCACCAAAGAGGAGCACCAGGAACAUACCAACUGUUAAGAAGAACAAGGCCUAG
Aegilops tauschii subsp. strangulata is the source of this 627-nucleotide messenger RNA. RefSeq lists its product as uncharacterized. The record is from RefSeq and is a predicted model, not a curated record. NCBI's taxonomy places the organism in Eukaryota, Viridiplantae, Streptophyta, Magnoliopsida, Poales, Poaceae.